This is a messenger RNA of Drosophila biarmipes, 536 nucleotides long. RefSeq lists its product as uncharacterized. Bases 86 to 427 code for a protein of 113 amino acids. The transcript is spliced from 2 exons. Lineage: Eukaryota; Metazoa; Arthropoda; Insecta; Diptera; Drosophilidae. The record is from RefSeq and is a predicted model, not a curated record.
AUUUGAAAUCUCCCUUUCUAAACCUGUAACUGGGCCGUGCUGGCAACAUUAUAUUGGAGAUAUUUAAAAUAAAAAAGCGAGCAUAAUGGAUAGCUCGGCAAAGGACCACUACAAUCGCAUAAAAGCGGAAAUGGAGAGGGAGGAGCUAUUGACCUUCGAUGACAUUCUCAAGUUGACCCAGAAAUCGCCACAGGUGCUGACCAAGACCAUCAAAGUGUUGACCAGGGAGCGUUUACCAGCGAAAUUCAACUUAGUGAGUGCUUUGAAAAAACUAAGCAUUAGCGGCAGCCCAGCCAAGGAGCUCCCCGACAAGGAGGACGAUGUGGAGACCAUGACCUUCGAGGAGCUGGUCCUUUGCACCAAGGCCCAUCCCUUGCACCUGGAGCGUAGUCUGCGCAAGAUCGCCAGCCUAGGCCAGAUGUCUUAGGUGUUUGAGUUCAGUAUUUGCCGAUUAAUGAAUAUAUUCACUAUGAACCUAGCUGGCUAAUAUUUGGCCAGCAGUGUUCUGAAAAAAAAACCAUUUUUAGUUCGCAAAA